CCCGUGCCUCAAGGGCUCCUCCCUCCCACUGCUGCCACUGUCUCCCAGAGGCCAGCUGCUGGCAGGCGUGUGGUGCAGGUGGCCCUGGAGGACCCCGAGCCACUGCCAUGUCUGACUACGAGAACGAUGACCAGUGCUGGAGCGCCCUGGAGGGCUUCCGUGUGGCACUUACCUCCAUCAUCGACCCCUCACGCAUCACGCCCUACCUCCGCCAGUGCAAAGUCCUGAACCCCGACGAUGAGGAGCAGGUGCUCAGCGACCCCAGCCUGGUCAUCCGCAAGAGGAAGGCGGGUGUGCUCUUGGAUAUCCUGCAGCGCACUGGCCACAAGGGCUAUGUGGCCUUCCUGGAGAGCCUGGAGCUAUACUACCCGCAGCUGUAUAAGAAGGUCACAGGCAAGGAGCCAGCCCGCGCCUUCUCCAUGAUCAUUGAUGCAUCGGGGGAGUCCAGCCUGACGCAGCUGCUCAUGACGGAGGUGCUGAAGCUUCAGAAGAAGGUGCAGGACCUGACUGCACUGCUGCGCUCCCAGGAUGACCUGGCCGAGGAGCUGCGGCUGAAGGACGGGCUCCUGCGCCAGCACCAGGAGCACACACAGAGGCUCAGGGAAGAGCGUGAGGCCGGCAGCCGCGAACUCAAGCGCUGCAAGGACGAGAACUACGAUCUGGCCAUGCGCCUGGCCCGCCAGAGUGAAGAGAAAGGCGCAGCUAUCAUGCGGAACCGUGACCUGCAGCUCGAGAUCGACCGGCUCAAGCACAGCCUCAUGAAGGCGGAGGAUGACUGCACAGUGCAGCGCAAGCACACGCUGAAGCUCCGGCAUGCCAUGGAGCAGCAGCCCAGCCAGGACUUGCUAUGGCAGCUGCAGCAGGAGAAAGCACAGCUGCAGGCCCGGCUGCAGGGCCUGGAGGCCUCUGUCCAGGAGGGCAAGCUGGGCAGGGGCAGCCCCUAUAUCCAGGUGCUGGAGGAGGACUGGCGGCAGGCACUGCAGGACCAGCAGCAGCAGGCCAGUACCAUCUUCUCUCUGCGCAAGGACCUCCGCCAAGGCGAGGCCCUGCGCAUACGGUGCAUGGAGGAGAAGGAGAUGUUUGAGUUGCAGUGCCUGGCCCUGCGCAAGGACUCCAAGAUGUACAAGGAGCGCAUUGAGGCCAUCCUGCAGCAGAUGGAGGAGGUGGCCACCGAACGGGACCAGGCCAUGGCAUCGAGGGAGGAGCUGCACAAGCAGUUUGCACGGAAUCUCCAGGAGAAGGACCAGCUACGCAAGCGGGUGCGCGAGCUGGGCGAGAAGGUGGACGACCUGCAGCUGCAGCUGUUCCAGCGCCAGGCCCAGCUUCGGGCCACAGAGGGCAGGCUCAGGCGGCAGCAGCUGGAGACGCUCAUCUUGCAGAGCUCUGACCUGGAGGAUGGCUCACCUGGGAACUCCCAGGAGGUGAGCGUGCCCCAGGAGUGCUGGGACCUCCAUCCACCCCAGCCUGGUUGGGUACCAGAGUCCCUGAGCAGCUCUGCAGGCGGUGACAGCAGUCCCCCCCUGAAGGGACAGGGGCAGGAGCACAGCAGUAGCUCCCAGAAUGGCCUGACUGGACAACCACCCUCUCGUUGGAAGCUCUCGUUCCCCCAGGACCUGGAGGACACCCAGCUCUCGGACAAAGGUGCCCUGGCUGGAGAGAACCCAGAGCAGCCCUUCGUGGCUCUGCAGAAGGAGCACCUUUCAGUGACCCCGAACGACGCAGGCCUGACCAGCGGGGAGCCCCCGGAGAAGGAGCGACGGCGCCUCAAGGAGAGCUUCGAGAACUACCGCAGGAAGCGAGCGCUCCGCAAGGCUAAGGACAGCUGCAGGCAGGAGGAGGCAGACCGCGAACACACCACAGGCAGUGACAACACGGACACCGAGGGCUCCUAACGCGCACAUGGCGUGGGGGUCCGCGCCCAGA
Otolemur garnettii (small-eared galago) is the source of this 1923-nucleotide messenger RNA. RefSeq names its product caspase recruitment domain family member 9 (gene CARD9). Gene Ontology annotation, biological process: regulation of apoptotic process; positive regulation of canonical NF-kappaB signal transduction. NCBI's taxonomy places the organism in Eukaryota, Metazoa, Chordata, Mammalia, Primates, Galagidae. The coding region runs from base 108 to 1892 and encodes 594 amino acids. The transcript has 12 exons. The record is from RefSeq and is a predicted model, not a curated record.